AUGGCAGAGCUUUGCUUGGUGGCUUCACAUGGCUCCCAUCCUGGAAGUAGUGAUACCAUUCAAGAACCAAUCAUAAUUAUAGAUGUGUAUUCUGCCACCCUUAGAUCAGAUAAAGAUCUAUAUGAUGCCUCAGGAUUGAACUUGGCAAGCAAGGUCCCCCUCAAAUCCAUCAAGAGCCCAGAUGGUGAUACAAUUGAUUGUGUCGAUAUCUAUCAUCAACCGGCAUUUGAUCAUCCUUUGCUCAAGAAUCAUACCAUAUUCAUGAGGCCUUCUUAUAUCCCAAUACUAGAUGGUGAGAGCAAGAUGUUCAAUUUCACUACCGAUAGUCAGGAGGAUUCAGAACAAGUUACUCAGCCAUGGCAGUUGAAUGGGGAGUGCCCUGAUGGAACUAUUCCUAUCAUAAGAACCAAGAAACAAAAUUUCCUGAGAGCAAGCUCUAUCAAAAGUAUUCCUCAUCAAUUCUCAGCUCAUACACAAAUUACCAACGGAGUAAAUCAUGAGCAUGCGGUUGCAUAUGUUCGAAAUGAUAUUUUUUAUGGAGCAACGGCAACUAUAAACGCAUGGAAACCCCAAGUUCAGAGCCGUGAUGAACAUAGCUUGGCUGGGAUUUGGAUUACAGGAGGCUUCUAUGGUUUACCAGCCAACGGCAUUCAAGCUGGUUGGAUGGUCUCCCCAGGUAUAUUUGGAGAUAGCAACGCAAGACUUUUUACUUACUGGACUAGAGACAGUUAUAAUUCUUCAGGAUGCUACAACUUGCAUUGCUCUGGCUUUGUCCAAGUUUCCAAAAGAUUAGCUUUGGGAGCAGCAAUCCAUCCCACCUCAACCUACCAUGGUUCUCAGUAUAUUAUCACCAUAUCGAUGUGGAAGGACCAAAAAACAGAUGCAUGGUGGCUUGCAUUCGGGAAAUAUACUCAUAUUGGUUACUGGCCUGCUUCUUUAUUCACGACCCUUGCUGCAACAGCCACGGGGAUCCAAUGGGGUGGAGAAGUGAUAAGCAGGAGCAAAAUGGGGCAACACACAACAACUCAAAUGGGCAGUGGCCAUUUUGCUGAAGAAGGGUUUCGAGGGGCAAGUUACUUCAGGGAUCUUCGUGUGCUCGAUAACAACAACGUUGUAAACCCUCCUGAUGAGCUUGGGAACGCUGCUGAUAGCCAGAAUUGCUAUAAUAUUAAAGUUGGACAUUCGAAGACUUGGGGAGAUUUCUUCUACUAUGGAGGACCAGGGAAAAAUCCUAAAUGUCCAUGA
Molecule: messenger RNA, 1245 nt
Organism: Coffea eugenioides
Lineage: Eukaryota; Viridiplantae; Streptophyta; Magnoliopsida; Gentianales; Rubiaceae
Exons: 8
Coding region: 1-1245 (414 amino acids)
Source: RefSeq, a predicted model, not a curated record